AUGACCGACACCGUGGUAACCUCACCCGCACCUCGCCACGCUCGGCACGGUUUCGGAAGGGGAACUGGUCACUGCGCUUCGUGCCCUACUCGGGCCCUCGCUGUCCUGUGUCCGUUCGGCCCUCACGGUCCUCACUCCUGGGCUUUUACAAAAUACAAUUUUGGUAUCAUUCACACUGUUCAUGUUCUCUUCCACCACUCCGUUACCGUCGUGGUGUCAGCUGUCUCGCAGCUGUGUGACGGUCGCUUACGCGCCCUACGCAAUGAACAUCUCACUUCCGCGCUUCCGCGCUCCAGUUCGACGCAACCCUGCAGGUGGCUUUUCGUAGUUCAGAUAUUCCCUCCGGGGGUGAUCAUUCUAUUGUCAAUGCUUCAAUGGAAGCCUACUGUCUGGGGUGGCCUUCACUUCACUGUUGAGUAUCUACCGGUAGCCGAGGUCUUGGUCACUGGUGACUCAGCACUCAAGGUCGAGGUCAUCACCAACUCCAGUUUAGGCAAGUGGGGGCACUCCCCCCCGGGUUACUUCACAACUGCUCACUCCACUGUGUCCAGCGCGUCCUCGGCUUCAUCCACAUCCUCAUCUAACUCGUACGACAAAUCCCACUCGCCGAACAUAGAGGUACCCUUUCGAACUCUCAAGACGUCACCCCAUUCCUCACGGUCCAACUUCAGCGCAUCCCCGCAGCACUUCAACUGCCGAACCUGGCACUUGCUGGGUUCAAAGCCAUUGCCCGGCUUCCGGAGCACAUCGCAAAGCUCAUUCGAGGGUUCGUCCCACUCCAGUCUCAGCAAGACCCAAAAUAUGGUCCUGGCCUUUGUCCUUCCGACAACGGUUCGCGUCCCGUAG
Molecule: messenger RNA, 846 nt
Organism: Purpureocillium lilacinum
Lineage: Eukaryota; Fungi; Ascomycota; Sordariomycetes; Hypocreales; Ophiocordycipitaceae
Source: RefSeq, a predicted model, not a curated record